Alosa sapidissima (American shad) is the source of this 918-nucleotide messenger RNA. Its product is annotated as trichohyalin-like. The annotation marks the transcript as partial. NCBI's taxonomy places the organism in Eukaryota, Metazoa, Chordata, Actinopteri, Clupeiformes, Clupeidae. The transcript has 6 exons. The record is from RefSeq and is a predicted model, not a curated record.
CAAAGUGAUCUGUCUGUUUCAGGCAAAAUGGCAACUGGGGUCAAAUACAAAGAUUUUAAACUGGUCACCCCUUUUAAUAUUGUGGCGUGUGCUGAUGGUGAUGAUGUCACACUGCCUUGUCAACUCUCUCCUGAAACCAGUGCUGUUGCCGUGGAGAUCAGGUGGUUCAGGAGGACUGACUGUAUCUACCUGUAUAGGAAUGGUCAUGUGAUAGAGGGGAGGGGCUAUGAGGGCAGAGUGAGUGUGGACCCCCAGCAGCUGCAGAGAGGAGACGUGUCUCUCACACUGAGGAGGAUCAGAGGGGGAGAUGAUUAUGGAGUGCACACAUGCCAGGUCAUCAGUGGAGGACACCAGGAGGAGGGAAGAGUCCAGUUGAGGAUCAUAGAUCGCUAUAACAGGGUACGUAUGGAAUAUGUAUCACAGCAGGAGAUAACUGCUGCAGAGAGGAAGAAAAUGGCGGAAUCUGUCCAGUCUCUGGCUCCCCCUUCUUGGUGGAAGGCAACUGAUGAAUUAAUGGAGAAAAACAGACAGCUGGAGGAGAUGAAGAAGACAUUGGAGGAGAAAGAAAAACAAUUAAAAGAGAAAUACAUGGGCAUGGAGAAUGUGAAACAACAACAACAACAACAACAACAACAGGAGAAGAACAAAGAACUGGAGAUGAGGAACAGACUCCUUUAUGUGAGAGACAAACAGAUGGAAGAGAGAGAAAACAAAAUCAAGGAGAGAGACAAGAGGAUAGAGGAGAGUGAGAACAACUCCCAGGAGAAAACCAAACAAUUAGAGAUGAAAGACAAGCUACUGGAGGGAAAGGACUUGCAGGUUAAAGAUGGAGAAAAUAAACUCAAGGAGAAGAUUACAUUUCUGGAGGAGAGCAAAAAGAGACUGAUGGAGAGAGAGAAGAUGAUGGAGGACAAGAAC